Kluyveromyces lactis is the source of this 2643-nucleotide messenger RNA. RefSeq lists its product as uncharacterized. NCBI's taxonomy places the organism in Eukaryota, Fungi, Ascomycota, Saccharomycetes, Saccharomycetales, Saccharomycetaceae. Gene Ontology annotation, biological process: positive regulation of transcription by RNA polymerase II. The transcript has a single exon. Gene Ontology annotation, cellular component: nucleus. The record is from RefSeq and is a predicted model, not a curated record. Gene Ontology annotation, molecular function: DNA-binding transcription factor activity, RNA polymerase II-specific; zinc ion binding. Bases 1 to 2643 code for a protein of 880 amino acids.
AUGGAAACCAAUCAAGAGGCGAACCUAAAGGCCAAAAAAAGGUAUAAGCUAUCGUUCGUUUGCCAGUUAUGCCGAAAGAGUAAAACUAAAUGUGAUAGGAAGAAGCCUAGUUGCGCCAGAUGUCAGCGGCUAAACAAACCCUGCAUUUAUGAUUUGGAAUACCAGCCUUUGCCCAGGAAACCGAACAAGGAUGCAGCCUUGGCUCGACUACAGAAAGAGCUCGAAUAUUGGAAAUAUUUCGCUAAUGCUAGAUUAAGUGAGAUGAAAAAAAUGGACAGCACGGGGUCAGAAGCACUAUCAGAAACAAGUUCAGAUUAUUUACCCAAACAUAAGAUCAACUUAUCAGCUUUUAAACCUCAGCUUGUCUACCAAGAAUUUCGAUUUAUGGAGUUGAAAGUAUUCACCAAUAUGUCGCAGAUCAAACACGAUUGUUUUCUAUCGACAUUUCUAGGUACAUUCUUUGCCUCUGCUUCAAAAGAGGAACUGCUGCACAAUGUUUCGCCUUAUUUGUCGUACCAUGCUAAUAAUGACAAUUCUAAAUACAUUGACAGAGUUCUUCAUUUACGACAAAACUUACUAAUGAGAUUCACCACUGAAGCACAAUCCAAUCGUAUUCAAGAUUUCACGGAUAGACUAUUAACAGGAAGGGAAGUACUUGUUAACUACCGCACGGCAUUUUUUGUUACCAUGUUGAGGAAUGUCUUCUUCCAGGGUAAGUUUGAAGAUUCCAAAAAGCAAGAGGACCCGUGCCCGCCGUUAUUAGAAAGACUAGUUUCCGAGGCAAAUAUUUUAUUACCAAAGAAAGAUGCCUUAUUGUUGUACAAGUCAUACUUUUACAGAAGGCUUUACCACAUUUAUCCAUAUUUUGAUAUUGGAAUGUUCGAAGAAACGUUGGAUAAAAUAUUAGUAGAUGAUUCCGAGAGACCAGACCGCAUGAUUUUCGACAUUGGAAUAGAGAACUUUAGGUACAAGCUUACAAAUAUUGCACUUUUAAUGCUAGUGUUGAAGAUCUCGUAUGGUGCGUUACAGGCCGUAAUAGACACUGAUUAUAAUGCCGAGAUUUGUGAUUCUGAUUUCAUCAAACAAAAUCCCGUAGUAGAUCAAUGUAUUGUAUUUGCCGAAAUAUGCUUGGCUAAAAUGUGCAUUUUCAGUGGUACAAACGAAGUACAAAUUUCAUGUAUGCUUUUCAUUUGGAAUUUUUUUUGUGUCGGCAAUGGUGAUGAUGACAGUGUCUUCGGAAGGGCGACUGAUAUAGUCACUGAGAUGGUAUUUACUUUGGCCAUGAAUAAUGGCCUUGGACGUGACGCAACUCAAUAUCAGCAGUACCAAAUGCAUCCAUCCGUACAGAUUGAAUUACAGAAUCUGCGGAGAAAGCUAAGCUUGAAUGUUAUUUCGACCAGCGUGUUCUCUGGUAUCUUAACUGGUAAUUUCCCUACCAACAUUUGGAGCAAUGCCAAGAACUUCCUUAAUCUUAAUGGAGGCAGGGAUGAGUUCAUGGGAUUGGUGAAAAGAAGCAUGAAAGAAAUCGACCCAUUUGAGUUGAAGAUUCAUAACGUUCUAUUCAAAACUUAUAAAAUAUUGGUACUUUUAAUGGAUCUAGAAGACUUGGUGAAAAAGGGCUCUCCUGGGAUGGACUUGAUACGUAUAGAUUUUAUUACGAAUGCUAUAACUGAGGCCUUGAAUUUAAACUUUUCCAUGGAUUUUGAUUUCAUCGGAGGUCCAAAAUCGUACAAAGUAGAGUUAUCAAACGGAAAAAUUUUGGAGUGUGAUGUGAUAGAUUCGUACCAUAACGUUCAAACCCAAAUUAUUGUAAGAAACUUAAUGAUUCAUUUGAACAAAACUUUGUUCUUAUACUUCGAAGACUUAUGCGUGAAAGGUAAUAUGGAUAAUUUGAUAUAUUACAAAAAAUAUUUAAUAGAAUCAACAAGACACACAUUAGAGCUAGCAAAGUUAUCAAUACUCAUCCUUGAAGGUGAUUUCGACCGAGUGUUGACAGAUGGUUUCAAUAUGGAAAAGUGCAAGAUGAGUACUGAAAUUGUCUUCCCCACAAUAUUGUACUCUUUGCUUGCAUUUGGUAUUAGGCUUGCGCAUGCAGAGUUAAGUUUAACUGAAACGAUAGAAACGUUUGAUGCAAGUAUUAUUGACGUGUCUGCGUUACAGAAUAGGUUAAAACUACUCACCAAUUUACGGAAAAAUACGCUUUAUGCUAUAGGAAGACUCGCGGACGCUAUGAGCGCUUCAUUCCAAUACAAGAAUUUCUGCACGUUCAGAUCUUUACUUUUCAUAGACGCAGUGAUAAAAUUGGACAUGUCAAGAGGACUCAUGGACAUGAUGUUCUACGCGUUAAACCCUCAAAACGGCGUCUUUGACAAGCUGAAUUCCGAAAUGAAAGAGUUACUUACCCAUACUUUGGGUGUAAACCACGAAAAAUUGCGCGAGGAGCUAGACAAUUUGGAAAGAGCUCAGUUCUUAUCUAUUGUAGAUGAAAAAUUCUUACUCGAAAUUCAAUCCAUGAUGCAGGCUCUUCGAUUCUCUUACGUCGACAUCAGCAAUGAAGCGGACCCGGAGAUAUUACCAAUGACAAGACCACCUUCCAUGCCGCAUGGUGUUUCUGUGCUUAACGACUAUUUCAAACAACCUUAA